Molecule: messenger RNA, 5431 nt
Organism: Anopheles merus
Lineage: Eukaryota; Metazoa; Arthropoda; Insecta; Diptera; Culicidae
Gene: blo
Exons: 11
Coding region: 1465-5295 (1276 amino acids)
Source: RefSeq, a predicted model, not a curated record
GGUCCGUUUUCGCACAGUCUCCGUCCGAACGCGGUGCCGUCCACAAUUGGCGAUUCUUGACUGUGACACACUCCGACCGCGUAACCCACUGGGACGCGCACGAAAGCUGUUUAGUGCUACGCACAACGAAAACGCGCAGCGUGCGCGCGUACGCCACCUAAACCUCCGAAACGGCGCACGAAUUGAACGAAAGCAAAUUAAUAGUCUAACCCGCGACUAACCACACGGGCACGGGCACAGAACUGGUUCGUUUUCACGAUCACGAGCUCAAACGAGGCACAGAGCGAGCGAGGGGGAAACAAAAAAAGAAGGAUGCUAAUUGCAGUGUGUGUGUAGUAAUGUGACGUAAAGGUGUAAUGCUAAUCAUUUGUGUGAAGGAAAGAUUUCAACCGCGCAACAAGUGACAAACCCGUUUUUUGUUGAUGUUGGUGCAGCUGCCGCUGUUGAUUUUAAAUUAGUUUACUCUAAAAGCACACUAAGUGAAUUAAGCUCGUCGUUACUAAGUGUACGUGUGUGGGUGUGUGUUUGUGUGUUAAGUGUUGCAAAAAUUGUUCUUAUCAUUUAACACUCCCUUAAGUGCGUCAAACUCCUCCCGUGCGUCUGUGGGUGUAAUUUUACUCUUUAGAAAACAAAGCAGGCGGUUUAAAAUAUCACAUUCCAGCACGCGCGCGCUCGCGCCUCUUGAGUGAUUGCUUCCGCUUCGGGGUUUUGGUGAUUACAAGAAGUUACCAGCGGCCCAGAGGCGCAAAUCGUAAGUGUGACAGACGGACAAGGAGUCGAAACCUAAUAUGUUUACCUAGCUAACGUAGCGUAACGGUUUAGCGAUUUAGCACCAGUAAUCGAACCUCGGAUUGUCACAAUUCCCGCGUCGUCCAGUGACGUCUUAAUGGAUUAGCGUUCGCUUAUCUGAGCGGCCGCCCUGUUAGCGUUUUGUACGCGUGAUCAAUCACGCGCGUGAACAGUGAAACGCAAACAAAAAGAAGCUAACGGUGCAUUGUGGACGCCCUUUGGCACAGCCGAACUGUAAAUCAGCACAUUACGUUAAGACGAUUGUACGAAGCUGAACGCUUCUUCUGCUGGUUAAGAAGAAGCAUCGCCAUCAUCGAAAUAAAAGCCCACCACUCCUCCACUUGCAAUACUCCGGGCCACCAAUCCGCGGACAUUGACCUGUGCGCGCGAUAGCGGACGCUGCGUUCGUUGGAUCUGAGCCCAAUCGGUAGAGGAAUUAUCAGGCGCCAUCCUUCCACAUUUGUUGCCUAAUUUCGAUCGGUAAGCAGUGUAAGAGCCUGGCAGUAGUGUCUUCCCUCCAUCCGAUAGUUCGACUAUACAGUCGCGCUAGAAGCAAACGCUAGCCACCAUGAUCGUCGGUUGCAGCACACCCAGUCCGGUGCGGUAGUCUUGUCUCCGUGGGGCAGACAGGCAGGCAGGCAGGCAGGCAGAAAAGGCACACAGACCAUAGGCAAGAUGACGGAAGUCGAGUCGUCAACCGUCGUAGCCGGCGCUUCGCCCGGACCACGUGUCUCGUUCAAUAGGGAUGUGCACGUGAAACGUAUCGGCCCUCGACACGAAGGUCCCCCACGCACCACCCUACCGAACGGUACCGUUCGCAAGGAGCACCCCGAGAACCUGUCCCGGCAAGCGUUACGCCGUGAAGCGGAGUUCGUACUUGCGCAGGCCGAUAAAAUCGAUCGCUCCAGCCAAGCCGCGGCCAAGCAGUACAGCCAGCCCGGCGAACCACUCGAUGCGGCACGGUUCAAUUCGCUGCCCUCGCGCUCCAAGUCACGCACGAAGAAGGUCACCCGGUCGGUGAGUGACGCCGCGUCGAAAAAGCCCUCCAAGAGCCUGUUGAGCCUGUUCAGCCGUAAGCCGGCGGCGGAUGAGCAAAGCGCACCGCGGCCACAAGCACCCUCGAGCGGCAGAAGCGGCACCCUUGGUCGGAGCAAAAGUGAUGUUGGCCGGAACGGCGCCACACCAGUGAAGCAGCGCAAAGUGGUACCGCGCCGGGCGACGCAGGAACUCGGCGAGCUACGAUCCACGGGCACGGUCACGCGAAAGCAUGACCCACUGACGCCGAUCAUCGAGGCAUCACCGCUCGAGUACACGCAACAGGUCGAUCCGCUGACGGCACAGCUAGCACGGCGCGGUCGGGCCGUGUCCGAGGAGCCGAAACCAUCGACCAGGCUCGCCGCACCGCCGAAACCGGGCGUUAUGGAAACGAUCACGCUGCUGCGCUCGUCCAACAGCACUGCCAAAUCCCAGGACGCACUGCACAGCUCGCAGCUGCCGCCGGAGAAGCCUCACCUUACCAAGGGCGUCACGGUGGAGAACAUCGUCAAGCGGUUGUCGAGCGAGCGGCACACCUCCCCUCCGCCAUCGCAGAUCGUGGGCGGUGGGUUUUCGUACACCCGUGGAUCGGGCGAGCAGCCGAUCGUGUACGCGCAGGUCGUCGCCAACGAGACGAACAAAUCGAAACACACCGUCAAGCAGCAGCACUAUCCCUCGACCGAAGAGGAAGACCCAGCCACCAUGUGGACGGCGGGUGAGAGUAAGCUGAGACCGUCGGGAGGAUUCCUGGACACGACGCAACGUCCGAGUCCUCCGCUGCCGAAGUAUCGGCUGGAUGAGGCCGAUCAUUCGCCGCUCACGAUCAAUGGAAUAAGGCGUAAGCUGCACACAAACAGCGACGAGGAUGAAGGGCUCGGGAUCGACUACGCCCGGCAGAAGCAGGCUCAGGAGCGAUACAAGUCGUCCGCUUACGUGCACACAUCGAGCAGCACGACGCGUACAUCGCCCAAGUCUUUCCUUACCAACUCGGACGAGGAUCCACCGAUCGCACCGAGUAUCGUGCGGUUGACACCGACGGAGAAGAACUUCUCCAGCAGCUACAGCGUCCACUACCGUGGCCAGGCAGAUGGGAAGGAACAUCUGCCCGAGUUCCAUGAGCUCAGUCAACGACGGGAGAUUCUGGAGUCCCGUAUACGAUCGCGCAUUGGAUCGCGUGAUCUGCUCGAUCGGAUGUCACCGGAGAGGACGGUACCGGUUCCGAUUCAGCUAACAUCUGGAGGGCAUCGAACGAGUAGCAGUACGACCAAGUACCGUACGACCACCGAACGUCGCUCGGUGGAUCGAGUACUGGAUCGUCAUGAGUCACCGGUGCGCAGGAGUACACUCUCGCCGACUCCAACAUACCGAGAAGCAUCACAGGAGCGUGGUGCAGUGCCGCGAAGAAAUUCCCGUGGAUAUGUGGAGACGUUCGUGACGAAAACGGUCGUCAAUCGGGAUGGUAAACCCGUGUCGGAGGAGUACGUGGAGCGGUACAAGUAUCCGGGCGAGAGUGUGGAAGCUGUAACAAGCUCCAGGACGGUGUACGAUCGUGAAGGAUCGGCAGGACGUACGGAGGUCCAGCGGUACAAUCGUUACGUCCCAGAGCAACAGGGUGGAACGAGCAGCUACACCACGCGUCACACGGUCGACAAGGGAGAUUCGGGCAUUGAGAACGAUUUCCGCAAGGAUUCGUUCAAUCAUGAGUUUAUCUCGGGGACUAAGUUUACGCUGACGGAGAACGUACGCGCUUGUGAGGACUUCCUGCGCAUGGAGCGAACGCACACGAACAGCUGCAUGAGGAAGCCGAGGAAAGCGCACGUCUACCGGGAACGGAGCAUCGAUGAUGGGUCGCGGUACGAUCCACGUUUGGAUGAGAUAUCGGCUAGUCGCAGCUACACCCGAGACAGCACGCUCAAGUCUUCGCUGAAGGCUGACAAGAAGGCUGGAGGACUCGCUAAGGUAAAGCAGUUCGUCAGCUCCACCCGCAAGAAGUUGGUCCGCAUGGGUACGGAUACAUCGGAGAAGCGAGAUCACUCCCGCGUCGGCAGUCUUCGCUCGGACAGUGCAGAUGGAUCGCGUGUCCCAGACAUUGCCACGCGCCGUCGGCUCUCCACACCGAAAUCAAGCCCUUCGUCGGCGAAGCGAUCGCUUUCCUUCAAGAGCUCCAAACUGUCCAGCACUACGCCGGCAGAGGGCCAGAAGCAGUCGUCUUCGCGCUCGGAAUGGUUCAAAUCGUUCGAUCGGUUGUCAAGGAAAAAGUCUAGCUCGAAACCGAACCUCACCGUGGAUGCGAAAUCGCCUCCACCGCCACCGAAGCAGGCCAAGAGUUUGCGCUUCUUCGGCGAUACCGAUACGGAGUAUGGCGAUCAGAACGCCACCUCGUACAGAUCGGCACGGAGUAAUCUCUCGAAAACGGAAAAGAAAUAUCGCAGUGCGUACGAUCUGGACACAGCCCCGAAGGUGCGCGAUACAGCUCGCAAUCGAUCGUCCUCGUUACACAACCUGGACGAGGAGGAUGAGCUGAGCCUGCGGGGCAAAGACUAUCGCUCGGAGGAACAUUCCAGUACAUUCUAUCGGGCGAGAUCGCCAUCACCGUCGGACUAUCGGCCGGAGCGAACUGGCACACCUCGGGACUACACGCCGGAACGUGUGACCAGGAAGGCGUACCACCAUCACCAUCGAUCGAGGGAAAACAAUAUCGAUCUGGUAGAUGGAGAACGGUCGCAAACACCGGUCCAUCAGCGGCCGGGAAGUCGUAGUCGCAGCGAGCACAAGAAACCACCGUCCGGGCCACAGAAACCCGCCCGGACCUUUGAGCGUCGGGAUAGCUUAAACAGGGACAUUGAUCGCAUUCUGGACAGUUCCGGGACGGAAGGUGAAUCUAGUCAGCAAAGCCAACGCAGUGUCGUGUUUCUGCAUGCAACAACCGUUGGUGAUAUACCGCACCCACAGAUUGCGAAUGCACGUCGACGGGCGUACUCGCGCGAAUCACUCAACCACUCGGUCGCCUCCUCCAAGAAGGUUCAGCCGAUGACACGCACCGUGUCUCGUUCAAUAUCGGUCCUGGCACCCUGGAAGCCGAAGAACAUUCGCGAAGGAUACGAAAUCGAUUACCACAAAGAUCAGCACCAGGCGAAACCGAUCUCAACCUUGCCUCGGUCCGGUGCGACCAGCCGCCAGUCGACAGUCGGCAGCCAGUCCACACUCAGCCGGCAGCCCAAGCACCGUAGCACUCCAUCGGCCCGUGAUGACCCAGACUCGGACAAAAGCUCUUCGUUUGAGCAAUCGCGACGCCACAGCGCUGACCAGCAGCAGCAGCAACGACGCGCAAGCGGAUCACGCGAAACGGGCGGAUUAGCCACACCGUACGCUUCGACCACGCUGCCUAGCUCGCGCCGUGUGAAGGACUCGAUCGCACAGUAUCCUUCCCGUACGGCGGGCAGUGGCUCUACGCUUAAAUAUCGCCGAUGAAAAAAAACCUUACCGUUAACACGUGCAGUAGCUACUGCAGCGGAAAAGCAAACGACGCGGUUACAGGGUUUCCCACGAUUUAUUGGUCAGUUCCCAUGAUUUUUUGGUGCGUUCCCACGAUUUUUUGGUCGUAUCC